Lentinula edodes (shiitake mushroom) is the source of this 798-nucleotide messenger RNA. RefSeq lists its product as uncharacterized. The record is from RefSeq and is a predicted model, not a curated record. The coding region runs from base 1 to 798 and encodes 265 amino acids. NCBI's taxonomy places the organism in Eukaryota, Fungi, Basidiomycota, Agaricomycetes, Agaricales, Omphalotaceae. The transcript has 6 exons.
AUGCGUCGAUCUUCCGAAGAUCUACGGCGGCGCUAUGACAUGCGAGCGAUGCGGGGGAUUUCAGAUGCAGAUGGGCAGGGUUAUCUUUAUGCUUACGUCGAUGAUGAUGAAUGGAAGGUGGGCUUGACGAACAACUUCGUUCGUCGUCAGGAGGAGUGGAAUAGGAGUUGUCCUUGCCCAUGGAGAACAUGGCUUUUGCCUAUCCGGGUCGCGAACAGACGGAGAGCCGAGGCACUGGCGCAUCUUUUACUCGAAAUGGAGUGUCUUGACCGCCCGCGAACCUAUUGCCGAUGUUUUCACAGCGCUACAUGUACAACAUACAGGCCGACGUACGCAUAUCGAGAAGUUUGUUUUCUCCGGCGACUGGCAUGUCGUCUGGAGCACAAUUGUUUAUCCUAUCCUUUUGAGGGCCGCUGUCUCGUGAAGUUGUCAAUCUUGAAAUUGGAAGCAGUCUCUGAACUCCUAGGCUUUGUAUACAAUAUACAGACUAAAAGAUGCGUGUUUGUGUCCUUUGGUGCUAAUGAACGUGAAGAAUCGGUGAAACAAGUCCUCAACAUAAUGGACACAAAAAUACUCAAGCCACUCGAAGGUCCUCAAGACGACGCCCGACACGUCAUGUAUACCAACAUCCCCGACAUCAUCGUUGCCACGCGUUCCGACCUCUCGACAUCAGCGACGUACCGACAUUUUGACGUUCCGACCUCGGCGACUUCUGGACGUUUAGACGUUCCGAUAUCGGGUACGCAUAACCUCUCUGAGGUUACGAUGAAGAUCCUCACCGUUUUCACGAGGCAGUAA